AUGCCAGAAGAUAUCGAAGGACGACACCUCGCGAUAUCCGAAAACCUUUGUGACACGACCAAGGAGCAUCUUCAGGAAUUUAUUCAAGUCAUAUUGUUCCUGUUAUCGAAUAAUUUCAAAGUUGGCGACGAAGACAGCGAGAUAUUCAUAAGAGACACCGACUACGUCAGCUUCAAGGAUAGACUUAUCUUGAAAGUCCUGCAUCUCUGUGGAUUAGACAAUGCCACAAGCAUGAGACAUCUCCUGGACCUGAACGAGCCUACGGCCGAAGCGAUCGCCGAGAACCUAUUUGCGAGUGCACUCCGAUCGAAUAGCACCAAUUUAGUCGAUAUGAUGUUGCACGCUGGUAUCAAACCACAUAGAAUUGAGAGCAAUGGGGAUAUCAUCUCACCACCCCUGCAGUUUGCAGCGCACAUUCGAAACCACAGCACAAGUGUUGAAUUGGCAAGGCUGCUGUUGUCUCACUGCCCUGACAUGAACCAAGAUGAUCAUACACAAUUUGUUUUUAUGUCAGCCGCAAAUAGAGGAAACGAGAUAUUGAUGGAUGUCCUCAUCUUCAAUGGAAGCGAGAUACCACCGUGGUCUUUGGAGACGAUGCUCCAGCAAAACCCACCUUCUGAUACGAUGUCUCGCCUUGAGCGUGUCUUGGAUAUGGGAGAGAGCCUGGAAUCAAGAAUACUGUGGGAUGAGACAUACAUAACGAUGAUUGCCGUUGCCGUUUUGGAAAAUAGAAUGGCGCUAGCACACAUGCUGAUCUGUCGAGGAGCGGAUGUCAAUGCCAUGCAGCCAGUCUUAUUCGACGACCGUAUCUAUGAAACGACUGCGCUAGCGAUCGCAGCUUCAAUGGGCAACCAUCCUAUGAUGCACUUUCUGAUCGCAAACUUCGCGCAUGUCAAUCAAAGCGACAAUUCAAAAAACUUGAUACCACCUCUUCUGUGGGCAGUCAUCAAUGGCCAAAAAUAG
Molecule: messenger RNA, 963 nt
Organism: Penicillium salamii
Lineage: Eukaryota; Fungi; Ascomycota; Eurotiomycetes; Eurotiales; Aspergillaceae
Source: the annotation of a GenBank genome assembly